This is a messenger RNA of Aspergillus niger, 7509 nucleotides long. RefSeq lists its product as uncharacterized. Lineage: Eukaryota; Fungi; Ascomycota; Eurotiomycetes; Eurotiales; Aspergillaceae. Gene Ontology annotation, molecular function: fatty acid synthase activity; phosphopantetheine binding; oxidoreductase activity. The record is from RefSeq and is a predicted model, not a curated record. Gene Ontology annotation, biological process: secondary metabolite biosynthetic process; fatty acid biosynthetic process.
AUGCCCUCCCGAGAAAAUGGUCUUUCUGGCCCGGUGCCUAACCCCGGGGGUCAAAGUGAUGAUGCCACUACGGCAUUCUCCCCCAUCGCGAUAUGUGGUAUGGCCCUUCGUCUUCCCGGUGGAUUGGGGAGCCCGCAAGACCUCUGGGACUUCUUGAUAGCCAAGGGCGAUGCGCGGUCCCGGGUCCCCGAGUCUCGGUACAAUGUAUCGGCCUUCCACUCCCCAUCCAAGCGGCCGGGUACGGUGGUGACCGAGUACGGCUAUUUCCUCGACGAGAGCAUUAAGCUCGGUGCGCUGGAUGCGUCCCGCUUCUCGCUCAGUCGGGCCGAGCUGGAGGCCGCCGAUCCCCAGCAGCGCCAGAUGAUGGAGGUGGUGAGAGAGUGCUUCGACGAUGCAGGGGAAGUCAACUUCCGUGCCCGGCCCAUUGGCUGCUACAUGGGCUGUUACGGGGAGGACUGGCUGGAGUUGCAAAACAAAGACCCCCAGCAGAAUGGUAUGAACCGGGUCGAUGGAUAUAGUGACUUCAUGCUGUCAAAUCGGGUCUCGUAUGAAAUGGACUUGCGCGGGCCCAGUAUGACCAUCCGCACUGCGUGCUCGUCUGCGCUAGUCGGGCUGAAUGAAGCCUGUCUGGCCCUCCAACGAGGCGACUGCGACGCCGCUAUCGUCGGGGGUCCAAGCUUGAUCUUUGCGCCAGCCACAACGGCGUUCAUGACCGAGAAGGGGGUACUGUCGCCCGACGGGUCUUGCAAGACCUUCUCGGCCGAUGCGAACGGCUACGCAAGAGGCGAAGCCAUCACUGCCGUGUUCGUCAAGCCUCUGGCCGCAGCCCUUCGCGACGGGAAUCCCAUCCGGGCGGUGAUCCGGUCCGUCAUGUCCAACAGCGACGGGAAGACAUCCGGCAUCUCCCACCCCAGCACCGACAGCCAGGAGGCUCUGAUCCGGAAAGCGUACCAGGCUGCUGGCAUCACGAACAUGGCCGAGACAGCCUUCGUUGAGUGCCACGGCACGGGCACCCCGACAGGUGACCCGGUCGAAGUGCAGGCCGUUGCGCGGGUCUUUGGGGAAGCCGGCGUGUACAUCGGAUCGGUCAAGCCGAACCUGGGCCAUUCCGAGGGCGCAUCCGGGCUGACAUCCCUGAUCAAGGGCGUCCUCGCCCUGGAGCAUCGCAUCAUCCCCCCCAACAUCAAAUUCACCGCUCCCAACCCGAAGAUUCCAUUUGAGGCCUGCAAACUGACGGUGCCUCUCGAGCCAAUCCCGUGGCCCGAAUCGCGAUGGGAGCGGGUCAGCAUCAACUCGUUUGGCGUGGGAGGAUCCAACGCGCAUCUCAUCCUCGACUCGGCCCGCAGCUUCCAGAUCCCCAGCCCGACCCCGGACAAUUUCCUCGCCGGCCCCCAGCUGCUGCUUCUCUCCGCCAGCGCGGCCGGAUCGCUGCAGCGGAUGACCGCGACCUUCGAGGACUGGGUCCCGCAACACCAGGACCAGCUGCGCGAUCUGGCCUACACCCUGGCCACCCGUCGAGAGCAUCUCCCGCAUCGAACCUUCCUAAUCGCCGGUCCAGACCGAAUCGGCACCCCAUCGCCUGGCAGAAAGGUGCCCAGCUCCGCGCCCAGCCUCGCCAUGGUCUUCACCGGGCAAGGCGCACAAUGGGCGCGCAUGGGACGGGACCUCCUCCUGCGCCCCGACUUCUCGUUUCAAAACACCAUCCGGGCGCUGGACAAAUACCUGAAAGCGGCCCCGAAUGGUCCCGAGUGGCGAUUGGAGGAAGAGCUUAUCAAGCCGGCCCUGACGUCCCGGGUCCAGACAGCCGAGCUCUCGCAGCCCCUGUGCACAGCCGUCCAAAUCGGCUUGGUGGAUCUCUUCGCCGCAGUCGGAGUCACCCCUGCGGCGGUGGUCGGCCACAGUAGCGGGGAGAUUGGGGCUGCCUACGCGGCGGGUGCCUUGACCGCGCGGGAGGCCAUCAUCGCGGCCUGGCAGCGAGGGCUGGCUGCCGCGGGGCAAACCCGCCCUGGCUCCAUGGCGGCCAUCGGGCUGGGAUGGGAGGAGGUCCAGAGCUUUCUCUCGCCUCCCACCGUGGUGGUCGCCUGCGAGAAUUCCCCCAAGAGCGUCACUCUCUCCGGAGACGCCCAGGAGGUGCAAGCCGUGGUUGCACGGAUCAAAAAGGAGCAUCCCACGGUGACGGCUCGGCUGCUCAAAGUCGACAAGGCCUAUCAUUCCUACCACAUGCAUGAGGUCGGACACAACUACUCAGCUACCAUCGGCCGCGACCUGGUUGGAAAGCGUCCCGGGAAGCCGUUCUUUUCCAGCGUCACUGGCAAGCAGGAACAGGAUCUGUGUCUGGACGCGGUCUACUGGCAACGCAACCUGGAAUCCCCCGUGCUUUUCCGGGCCGCCGUCUCUGAGCUUCUGGACCAUGUCGAUAAUGUCGCCUUUCUGGAGAUCGGACCACACGCCGCGCUCGCAGGGCCCGUGAGACAGAUACUGAGCACUCGGGCGUCUGCGAACCCGGCCCCCUACAUCGCGGCGAUGAGCCGCGGAGAGAAUUGCGUGGAGUCGUUCCUGACAGCGCUGGGAAAGCUGUUCCAGCUGAAUGUCCCGGUCAAUCUGAAUGCUCUCUACCCCUCCGGAUCCUGUCUGCCCGGACUGCCCCGGUACCCCUGGGAUCAUGGGGUCGACUACUGGCGCGAAUCCCGCAUCUCCCGCGACUGGAGAUUCCGCCAGUUCCCCAGCCAUCCGCUUCUCGGCGAUCGUCAGCUGCUCGGCACCGACCUGGAACCGAGCUGGCGAAACAUGAUGCGAGUCGAGGACUCUGACUGGCUGCGGGAUCAUAAAGUGGAGGUGGAUAUCAUUCUCCCAUGUGCGGGCUAUCUGUCAAUGGUCGGGGAGGCGAUCCGACAGAUCACUGGAUCACAAGAGAGCUACACCUUGCGAGGUGUUGUGAUUAGCUCGGCCCUGGUGCUGCGCGAGGGAACGCCCACCGAGGUGGUGACGACCUUCCACCCCCACCGGCUGACCGAUUCGCUAGAUAGCCAAUGGUGGGAAUUUACUAUCGCCUCGUACAACGGCCAGACGUGGACCAGGCACUGCACUGGCCAGGCCUCGGGGACGGCGGCGGAGGAGAGGCAUACGCGGACGGCAGCCCUGAGGAGUUCCCUGCCGCGGAAGUUGCAAGCCAAGAAGUACUACGACCUCCUGGACCGCGCGGGCUUGAACUUCGGGCCGAUGUUCAAGCGCCUGACCGAUAUUGAAACGGGCACGGGGGAGACGUUGGCGAGAGCAAAGGUGACCACCGGCCAAGCGGGAGACGAAAAGUACUAUCACCUCCAUCCCAGUCUCAUCGACGCCUGCAUUCAGGCGGCUCCUCUUGCUGGCCUCCUGGGCACCGUGGAUGCCAAGGCAUACCGACGAGUGCCCACCAAGAUCGACCGGGUGAUCGUCCGGCAAAGCCCCACCAGGGUCGAUGACUUGCAGGUGUCGGCCUCGGCCACGUAUGUCAAAGGCACCGGGGAAGUGAUCGGGCAGGUCCAGCAAUGCAUCGCAGAUGGUGUCAUUGUCAUGCACAUGGAAGGCUUGAAGCUUUCGCCUCUCGAAGAGGCCGGCAAGGCAGGACAAGCCGACAGUCUUGAAACGACCGCCCGCCUGACAUGGGGACCGCAUAUUGACUUCUUGGACGCCGCUACGCUGAUCAAGCCGUCGUUUCCUCGGCAUCUGUACACGCCGGCUUUGGACGAGCUGGCUCGGCUAGGUAUGAUCUACGGCAGUCGGCGCAUCAAAGAUGCUCGCACGCGGGUGGCGCAUAUGCCCCUGUAUCGCGACUGGAUCAACCGCCAGGUGGAAGCAAUGCGGCUGGACGAAAAAUGGUCCACUUUCCUCACCCUCGAGGAUGAUGCCCUUGUGGAGAGGAUCGAACGACUGGUGCAACAUCUGUCCGAGACGCCCGUCGUGGACUGCGCCAUUGGGCUCCAGAAAGUGGCCACCAACAUCGCGGCGCUCUUCGCCGGGGAAACAGAGGCCCUCGAUAUCCUUCUCGCGGAUGACACCCUAUAUAAGCUCUAUGUUGUCACCGACGCGUGUGAUCGGUCCCAGUUUAUCCAACACCUGGCCCAUACCAAGCCCAACCUGCGGAUCCUGGAGAUCGGAGCCGGCACGGGCGCGACGACAGCGAGCAUCCUGAAGCUGCUACGCCUGCCCGGCUCGACUGGCUCCGGUGGCACACCCUCCCUUUUCUCCAAGUACACCUACACAGAUAUUUCCUCGGGCUUCUUUGUGACCGCCAAGGAGCGGUUCAGUGGCGAGAGAAACAUCGAGUAUCGCACCCUGGACAUCAGCAAAGACCCGUCCGACCAGGGAUUCGAUGGGGAGAAGUAUGAUCUGAUUCUUGCGACCAAUGUUCUGCAUGCGACCAACUACCUCGGGGAAACCCUCCGGAAUGUCCACAAGCUUCUCGACCCGAACGGGCGACUGCUCCUUCACGAGCUGAACUCCCCCUCCAAGUGGCCCAACUUCAUCUUUGGCACGCUAGCAGGCUGGUGGUACGGCGGACCGGAUGGAAGACCGGACGAGCCGUGUGUGACCCCGGCCCGCUGGGAGUUGGAGCUGAAAGGCGCCGGCUUCGCCGGCUUGGAUGCCGUGGUGCUUGACGGCGAGCAGCCGCAUCAGCUGAACGCCAUCAUGGUGGCCAAGCCGCGGGUCGAUGAUGGGACAGACCAGAAAAAGCCCGUCAGUCUGCUUUGUGACCCCCGUGACGACAGCUAUGCGGAAUCCUUGUCGCGGCAGCUUAACAGCCGAGGCUACGAGGUGCAGACAUUUCGGCUGGGAGACGAACUGCCCCAGUCCCAGGAUAUCAUCUCCCUCCUCGACUGCACUCGCCCGUUCUUUGAAGACAUUGAUGCGGCUCGUUUCCGGGCCUUCCAGCACCUCCUGAAUACCAUCGGGGAGUCGGGUCUGCUGUGGAUCACCCAUCUGUCCCAAGUCAAAUGCCCCGACCCCCGGUUUGCCCAGGUCAUCGGCGCAGCACGCUCCAUUCGCUCGGAGAUGCUGGUGGACUUUGCGACGUGUGAAGUGGAUGACAUUCGUUCGUCGCUGGACAAAAUCAUUGACGUCUAUGCCAAAUUCCAUACCCGAGCGAGGGACGAAUCGUUGAAUCCGGAUUAUGAGUAUGCCAUUGUGGGCGGGACAGUCUCUGUGGGACGGAUCUACCCCUUUUCGCUCAAGGAGGACCUGGUCGUGGCGACCAAGCCAGACGAUUGGGCCGCUCUCGACAUGGAGAAGCCCAGCCGCCUGAGCUCCCUGCACUGGAGGGCUUCGAAAGGAAGACCCCUGACUGGGGACGAAGUCGAGGUGGAGAUCUACGCCGCCGGCCUGAACUUCAAGGUAAGAACGGGUCCCUCUCUGCCAUGCAUGCCUGAUGGGCUACUAACCUCCUCCGCUGAUGUUUUGGGUGCGUUGGCUGUGGUUCCGUUCCCCGACAAUGGCCUGGGCGUCGAAGCCAGCGGAGUCGUUCGCCAUGUGGGCCCCGAUGUCAAGCGGCUGUGUCCCGGAGACCGGGUCAUGCUGCGGGAAGAUGGGGCUUUCGCGACCCAUGCCAUUGCCUCCGAGAAGCUCUGUGCGAAGAUUCCCUCGGAUCUCUCCUUCGAAGACGCAGCAACCAUGCCGGUCGUGUUUGCUACCGCCAUCUACUCGAUGUUCGAUCUCGGUGGAUUGCAGGAAGGACAGUCGAUCCUAAUCCACAGUGCAUGCGGUGGUGUAGGAAUCGCCGCCAUCCAGCUGGCUCGGAUGACAGGGGCCACCAUCUAUGCCACGGUGGGCAGUGAUGAAAAGGUACGAUAUUUGAUGGAAACAUUUGGCUUGCCGAGGAAUCGCAUCUUCAACUCCCACGACUCGAGUUUUGUGGAAGGCGUGAUGCGCGAAACCCAGGGGCAGGGAGUCGACCUGGCCCUGAACUCCCUCUCCGGCGAGCUGUUGCACGCGACCUGGCGAUGCCUCGCCGAGUUCGGGAAGAUGGUGGACAUCGGAAAGCGCGACAUGCUGGGGGCCGCUCGGCUCGACAUGGGCCACUUCCUGGGCGGCCGCACGUAUUCCUGCUUUUACUUGGACCUGCUGCGGGACAAGCGGCCAUCGGAGUGCAAGCGACUUCUCGAAUUAAUCAUCACGUACUUCCGGGCCGGUCAUAUUACGCCGAUCAGGCCCAUCACGAUGUUUGAUGCCACAGCUAUAGAGGAUGCGUUCCGACACAUGCAACAAGGCACCCAUCUCGGAAAAUUGGUCAUUAUCCUGCGAAACGCGGAUGGCAGCCCCAAGAUCGACCCGACAUCAGUGAGAACUGCCCCGGGCCUCGACUUGGACAGCACCGCAACCUACCUCCUGAUCGGCGGUCUCGGUGGUCUCGGACGCGCCGUAUCGCGGCGUCUCGUGGAGCACAAAGCCCGCCGUCUGGUCUUCCUUUCCCGGAGUGCGGGUCGAGGUCCGGACGACAACGACUUCGUCCAGGAGCUUGAGAGCAUGGGAUGCGGCGUUCGACUCGUCCAGGGCAGCGUCACCAGCGAAGCUGAUGUAACACGAGCCAUCCAGCAAGCCCCCAACCUGAAAGGCAUCCUCCAACUGUCCAUGGUUCUCCGAGACCAGGCGUUCCCCCACAUGACCCUGGCCGAAUGGAACACCGCGGUUGGGCCCAAAAUCCAAGGAACAUGGCAUCUCCACAAUGCCACCCAGGCCGCCGGGAUCACCCUCGACUUCUUCAUACUCUUCUCGUCCACGUCCGGCGUGCUGGGCCAGCCUGGCCAGGCCAACUACGCUGGAGCAAAUACCUUCCUGGACGCCUUCGUCCAGUACCGGACCAGCCUGGGGCUGGCCGCCUCCGCGGUCGAUAUCGGCGCGGUCCAGGACAUCGGCUACGUGUCGCAGGACGACGCCCUGCUCCAGCGCCUGAAGCAGACGGGGGCGCACCACCUCACCGAAUCCGAGCUUCUCGAUGCCGUAUUGGCUACGAUCUCUUUCUCCGUGAAUCCCAAUGAGGCCCAUAAUGUCAACGACAUCCUGGGAUUCGUAGACAAGAAUAACUUCAUCCUUGGCCUUGGCACAUCCGUUCCCCUCAGUAGUCCCGAGAGCCGCGUAUUCUGGAGAAAGGAUCGGCGUAUGGCGCUAUACCAUAAUUCCGUCCCGAAGGCCGCCGUACACGAUGUCAGUUCCGACCGCGACACUCUGCAGGCCUUCCUUGCCCGGGCGAAAACGGACCCGUAUAUAUUGAGGGCCGGGGAAAGCGCUGGUCUGCUGGCAAGAGAAAUCGGGAAUAAGCUAUUCAACUUCUUGCUCAAGACGGGUGAGGACUUGAAUAUUUCGCUGCCGCUGUGGCAGCUGGGCAUGGACUCCUUGGUGGGUGUGGAGAUGCGCAGCUGGUGGAGACAGGCGUUCGGGUUUGAUAUUACUGUAUUGGAGAUGAUGGGGAUGGGGAAUCUGGAGGGAUUGGGGAAACAUGCGGCGGAGGGGCUCGCAAGGUUGUUGGGUAUCGAGUGA